This is a messenger RNA of Podospora pseudopauciseta, 3588 nucleotides long. Its product is annotated as NAD-dependent deacetylase hst3. Gene Ontology annotation, molecular function: histone deacetylase activity, NAD-dependent; NAD+ binding. The transcript is spliced from 2 exons. Bases 1 to 3588 code for a protein of 1195 amino acids. Lineage: Eukaryota; Fungi; Ascomycota; Sordariomycetes; Sordariales; Podosporaceae. Gene Ontology annotation, biological process: replication-born double-strand break repair via sister chromatid exchange; regulation of DNA repair; negative regulation of transcription by RNA polymerase II. Gene Ontology annotation, cellular component: nucleus; mating-type region heterochromatin. The record is from RefSeq and is a predicted model, not a curated record.
AUGCCAACAACACACGUUGAGCCGGGGUCGGAAGCCCUGCUCGAGGAGAUAGCCAAUUCGUUAUGGAAAUCCAAGAAAGUUGUCGUUAUCACGGGCGCCGGCAUCAGCACAAACUCGGGCAUUCCGGAUUUCCGCUCAGAGAACGGUCUGUAUUCUUUGAUCCAAGCACAGUUCGAUGCUGCCGAAAAGCAACAAGAUCACCCCUCGAGCGCUAGCGACGCGUCAGACUCUUCAUCAGAAGAGCGUCCGACGAAACGACGCAGGGCUUCACACGAUCUCUCCCGACCGAUCGACGGUACCAAGUUACCAGGCCAAUGGCCCCAUAACACUGCUCAAAACACAAUAAAAUCAGAAAAAGGUCAUGGAGCUGCUUCCGUCAAUCCGGAAUCGUCAGAUCCCACCGAUGAUGACCCGUUAGCACAGCCUGCAACACCGCGAGACACAUCGGGACCACAGGAGGAUGUCACAUUAAGAGACGUGGAAAAUUCGGAGCAUGCGCCAGGGCCGCCCACAGUGGAAUCGGCAAACGCUUCGUUUGGCGCUGAGAAACCGGUCGAGCCUCCACUAUCUAGAGGCCUGACGCCGUUGCCCAGUCCUAGACUCAAAGUGCCCGAAGGUUGCCCCGAGAUCACGCCUGGCCCAUCGUUCACGUCAUCCCCUCCUAGUAUGCCCGUCGAUGCGCCGCGUCUUCGUUCUAGAACAGACAUGCUGGCACACACAAGAAGCUCCUCGCCACUCUCGUCACCGCCUCCCAUUUCUUAUGACCCUUAUCAGGAGUCACCAGAGGGGUCGUCAUGCUCGUCGAGCGGAUCAUCAUCUCGGUCAGAAAGUGAGGAGCCCUCUUCCGUGUCCACACCACUCCUCACAUCGCAAACGUCGUACGCCUCCUCUGGUCGAAUGUCGCUACCACACAUGAAAGGCAAGGAUCUUUUUGACGCGCAAAUCUGGUCUUGCCCACUCAAGACGUCUGUCUUCUACACAUUCGCGACCACGUUGAGAAACAAGGUCCGCGCCGCUCAGCCUACGAACAGUCAUCGGUUUGUCAGUGUCUUGCGGGAUAGCAGAAAACUGGUUCGGUGUUACACCCAAAAUAUUGAUCAGCUUGAAGAGCGCGUCGGUCUUUCAACAUCGCUCACGUUGGGCGCUGGAAGCCGCUAUCGUUUUUCCGCCAGAGCAGGGCGCAGCUCUGCUGUGAGCCGGAGCUUGCUGAAGGGCCCCGAGGUCUCGGAUCUCUCAGGGGAUGGAUGCUCGCAGCAGGACUCGGAGCAGCCUCCCGCAUCACAGACCGAACUUGAAUCACAGGAAUUGAAAGAUGAAUCUGGCAGUGGAGAGCCUGAGGGCAAGCAGGAACAUGAUGGGUCUGGGUCAGACUCCUCGCAAGCGGUUCCUAGCUCAUCACAGCCCCCAUCUUCACAACCUGCGCCAUCGGGACCAAAACGUGGUGUCGAGUGUGUUUUCUUACACGGUUCCUUGGCAGAACUGCGAUGCUUUGUGUGUGCGAAAACGGCAACCUGGGAAGACGAAGAACGGCAAGCUGAGACUCUGGCUGGUCGCCAACCCACCUGCCCACAUUGCGCAGGAGCAACAGCAGCUCGGGAAGAAAAAGGAAAACGUGCCCUUGGCGUUGGCAAACUCCGACCUGACAUUGUGCUCUACGGUGAAGAGCAUCCCCAUGCUCACCUCAUUAGCCCUUUGGUGCAACAUGAUUUAUCGUUGGGUCCAGACAUGCUGCUCAUCCUUGGCACCAGCAUGCGCGUCCAUGGGCUAAAGGUUCUCGUCCGGGAAUUUGCCAAGGCCGUACACGAUCGGGGAGGAAAGGUUGUGUUUGUGAACUUUACAAAGCCACCGGAGAGUGUGUGGGCUGAUGUCCUCGAUUUUUGGGUGCAAUGGGACUGCGAUGCUUGGGUCGAGGAUCUCCAACAUCGAAAACCCGCCCUGUGGCUUCCUCCCGGUACUCUCAUCCCAGAUCAAGUCAAAGUCAAAGGGGCAAAGGGUCCACGGAGGCAGAGCGGCGGUGAAACAGGCAAGCGAAAGGAGCCAGCCGACACGGCGUCUAAGAAGCGCAAAGAGGUGGAUGGACCAAAUCGCAAGAAGCAGAAGCGCGAGAUCGAUGAGGUGGCGGACUCGGUCAUUGUAGCACUUGAUCCGGCAGAUGUGCGAGAGCCCUCUCCUCCGCCAGCUUUGGAGGUGCCAGUCAUACCCGUCACAUCACCAGUACCAUCGCCGCCGACAGCAUCUCCUGUUCGACCUGAGGUGGUUCGCGAAAUCCCACGUCUUCGGCCAGAAGCUCCUCCUCGGCCGAGAGAAAUGACCAUGACGACCGAUAGGCUUCCUCCGCCAAUACCUCUGCCAGGCCCGUCGCCGUUAUCCAUGUCAAUGACCAUAUCGCCGCCUCCUAAGCCAACACGAUCAGCUCCACCAUCACCUCCCGCAGCCCCAGUUAUCCCCGAACUCAAACCUAUUCCACGACGGCCAGCAAACACAGUCGUCGCACGCGAGCCCAAACUGAACCCCGAUGCAAAACGACCUGCUUCGAUACGAGACCACAAGCUGAAUGGGGCCUAUCUUACCUUCAAGAUACUGGGUGAUCUGAAAAGGAUUACCGGCGAACCACCAGUUGCGUUCUACACACCUUCCCCUAGUCCGGUUGCUUCGAGGCCAAAGCCAAAACGGGCUCGCAAGUCAGCGCCUAAUGCUCUUCAGGGCGUUGGCCUAGAAUCUGCAAACUCCACUUUGAUGAUGGAGGAUGACGUCGAAGCUAAUGACUCGAGGGGUCUAGCUCACGAAAGUUCAGAGGUUAAGGAUGAACGGGUCACCAACCCCAUGGAUGGAGCGGUUGGCGUCCCCGACACCCCUGUCAGCCAAGCAGUGUCCUCGAUAUCCGCCAUGGUCAAGAGCCGGAGGCGGAAGCGAACAGCAUGGCGGAUGAUACGGGGUGUGGAGACGCAGGUCUCACUGGAUGAGAAUGGCGAGGUGGUGCCGCCUCCCCCGCUUCCUCACACCGCCGCUACAUUCAGACCUUUACCUAGCCCUUCGUUCCGGGCUCUCCCCGAACCUAGGCCAACACCAGUGGCUUCUCCCGUGAUAUGUCAACCAAGCUCUAACCCUUUUGCAAGCAUUGAAAAUGGGUUCCAGGACACGGAUAGACUUAUCGACAAGCUGCGAGAACAGUCACGGCCGAGCACGCCUUUGCGCUUCCAGUUUCCGCCACUGAACAUCCCUGCCCCCACCGAGCAAUCCCCACCAAAGCUCGAGACUUUGGAGCCCAAGGUGACCUCCCCCGGCCCGCUCACAGCCAACAAUGUGAUGUCGCCCAUCUUUGCCAAGCCAAGGAACCCAUUCUUCUUUGCAGACCCUCUGGCUGGCGGCCUGGCCUUUCCACCAACAUGGCAUCAGCAUCAGUUCCAUCACCAUCAAGCAACGACUUCGAUGGAACGGACCACCUCGCAGCAGAGCGCCACAUCCCACCAAAGGAGAGGGUCGUGGAAUCCAGAGGAUCAAUUGCGGCAAGAGGAGCGGGAGCGGGAAGUCGCGAUGAUGCUAACAAUGAUGAGCAAUUCACAUGGCAUGGGGUACGCGGGAGUAUAA